This is a messenger RNA of Drosophila novamexicana, 1951 nucleotides long. RefSeq lists its product as uncharacterized. The coding region runs from base 83 to 1951 and encodes 622 amino acids. Lineage: Eukaryota; Metazoa; Arthropoda; Insecta; Diptera; Drosophilidae. The transcript has 3 exons. The record is from RefSeq and is a predicted model, not a curated record.
AACAGAUUUCCCCGGGGUGUGCGUGCGAGGGUUGGACCCUAGCCAAGCGCAAGACAAACCCAAUUGCUGUCAGUUGCAAAUCAUGAGGCGAGGCAUGCGGCAUAUUGUGUGCCAGGCGCUGCUGCUGCUGCAGCUGACGACGUCGACUACCUCAAGGCUGGACACUUUGGCGCUGGCUGUGGCCCAGGUGCUGCACCAGUCGGAGAUGUCACGCUGCCAGACACUUUACGUCCACAUGGAGUACAGCGCGCUGUCGGCGCGGCCGCAGCUGCUCGAGCUGCUGGCACGUUUGUUGCACGCGCUGCCGGCCGCAACAAUGCAGCCGCGCUGCCUGUACCAGCAACGCCCCAUGGAGUACAGGCCGUACGGGCAUGCUGUGCUGCUGCUGGUGGAUGACAUGCGAGCCCUGCGCCGCCUUUACGCUGAGCUGGGCGCCACCGGCAAUCUGGCCUAUACGCUCGUCUAUAUGCUGGAGCCGCAGCCGACGCUGGCCAUGCAGUUGAUGUGGAGCCGGAGCGUGUUGAAUGUCGGCUUGCUGCUGCCGGACAGCCAGCAGCUGUUGUUGCUCAGCUACUUUCCGUACGCUGCUGACGCUGAUGGCUGUCGCCGGAUACGCGCCAGUGUUGUGAAUCGUUUUGUAACCGGCCUGGGACGCUGGGCGAGCGCUGUGUAUUUUCCCGCCAAACUGGACAAUUUCUUUGGCUGCACUCUGACCUGCGCCACGUGGCCGGACAUGCCGUAUCUGGUACGGCGCGCGGAUGGCUCCUUCCUAGGCAUCGAGGGCGCUCUGCUCCAGUUUAUGGCCGACAAUUUGAACUUCAAAGUGGGCCUCUACUGGCUGAACGAGUCCCAGGUGCGCGAUACCUUCAAUGAGUCCGGCUGGGUGUUCGAACAGAUCUUUAGUAUGGCUGAGUAUGCUUUGGGCGGCUUUCACUACAAGCCCAACGAGCGGGGUGAGGUGCUCUAUUCCCAGUCGACGUACUACUUCAUGAGCCACAUCAUGUUGGUCACAAAUCUGCCCUCAGCUUACUCGGCCUACGAGAAGUUGGCCUUUCCCUUUCAUCCGUUUCUCUGGCAGGCCAUAUGCGUGCUGUUGGCGCUGAGCUGCCUCUCGCUCUGGCUGCUUCAGCGAUUCUGGAAACAGUUGCCACAGCAUCCGUAUUACCAGCUGCUGGUGCUGACCAUGGGCGGAAAUCUGUUGCCCAGAGAGCUGCCGCAGCGCAGCGCAUGCCGCUUGCUGUUGAUCAUCUGGCUGCUAUGUGCCUGGGUGCUGCGCAGCGCCUACCAGUCGGGCAUGUAUCAGCUGCUGCGCCAGGAUACGCAACGCAAUCCGCCCCAGACAAUUGCCGAGGUGCUCGCGCAGCGCUACACGAUCCAGCUGGUGGCGGGCAAUGCGGAACGCUGGCUGGAAAGCUUGCCGGAGCUGCGCGCCCAGCCGCUGCGCCAGCUGGAGGCCAGCGAGCUGCAAUCGUUCGCCGGCCUGGCCGCACAAAGCGGCAGCGAUGAGCGCGUGGCCAUCAUCACGCCCUACGAGUACUUUGGCUACUUUCGCAAAGUGCAUCCGAUGAGUCGGCGUCUGCAUUUGGUGCGGGAGCGCAUCUUCACCCAGCAGCUGGCCUUCAACGUGCGCCGGCACUCGCAUCUCGUCGGCGUGCUCAACAGACAGAUAAUGCGUGCCCAUGCCCAUGGCUUCCUGGAGCACUGGACGCGUCAAUAUGUCAGCGCCGUCGAUGAAUCGGACGAGAGCAUCGCACGCAUUGCCGCAAUACCCUACGAAACUGUCAACGGCCAGCAGCCGGAGGGCGAACUGCGCCUGAGGGAGGAUGAGCCAGUGUCGGCCAAAUUGUUGGUGCUCUCCUUCAAGGAGCUGGCCGCCCUAUUCUGGCUAACCCUGUGGGCCCUGCUGUGCGCCAUACUUGUGUUUGGCCUCGAACUGUUGCUGCAUAAAUAA